GCUGACGUCAGCGCGCCGUCAGUGGAGGUCUGCAGCGGUCGGGAAGCCGCACUGCACACCGGCAGAGCAGCACAGGGCGCGGCGGCGGUCCUCAUCACUCGUCGCUAUGGGAAUUACCGCCGCGUGCUCAGAAGCGCGAGCCCUCCUCCGUCUGAGAGCGCGUCAGUCGAACACACAGACUAUAAAACGCUGCAGUUGAGGCUGCCGCUGCUCCACAGACGAGCUCAGCUUCCCUCCCAACUGGGGAGGAUGAUGACAAACACCCAGAGAUGAAAAGUGUCACUCAAGCAGGCAACUUGGACCUCGUUUGCUCGAACCUUCUCCAUCUUCUCUAAGCCAGGAUGAUGCCUGUUAUGUGUGUGUCUGCAGUGCUCUUAUGUUCAAUGGUGGCUGAUAUUUCAGCUCGGGGCUUGACUGCAACCAGCACAGUCGACCAGCCCACCCUUUCUGCACGCCAAUACCAACACACUGACCCCAACUCAGGCACCAGGCUGGCAUGUGACAAGUGCCCAGCCGGCACCUAUGUGUCCACCCACUGUUCCCCAUCGUCUGUGAGGGAGUGCACCCCUUGCCCUGCGGGUACUUUCACACGGGGUGAGAACGGAGUCCAGCAAUGCCAUCGCUGCCGGGCUCCCUGCCCUGUGGGCUUCACUGAGAAAGUGCCCUGCACGACGACCCAGGACCGGGUUUGCGCAUGUCCACCCAACAGCUUCUCUUCAGGGGGCGUUGAUGGAGGGUGCAAACCCCACUCCCUUUGUCCCCCGGGUACCCGGGUCAAAAAGCGUGGCACUCAGACGGAGGACGUUCUCUGCAGGCCUUGCACUAAGGGGACAUUUUCCAACGUGAAGUCCAGAACAACAAAGUGCAGGAAUCAUACAGACUGCCAAGCUCUAGGGUUAGUUCUUCUUAAACCAGGGACCAAAGAAACUGAUAAUGUCUGUGGAUCUCCCUCCACUAUCCCACCGUUGUUCUCCCCAUCAUCUUCAUUUGGCCCUGAACAUGCUGCACUUAAACAGGAACCAGUUUCCUCAACUUUGACAUCAUUAAUCUAUGGAGCUGCACAUAAAGGGACCUUCAGCCAGUUGGCAUCCCUUCAGCAAAAAUCUUGGAGUGGGGAGGACCAAAAAUCAGAGGGAGGGCUACUUAACGAACCUAACACCCCUACCCCACCAAAUCAGGAUCCUCCAUGGACUCUGCUAACUUCAGCUCACAAGCAACCAAAAGAUUGGGAGCCAAAAUUUGAACAAGAAAGCUCUAUUUCAAGGCUUGGAAAACAGGCAAUGGAAGGUCUAGAAAGUUCCGAAACAGGUAGGGCUGGAAUUAGUAAGACAGCUGGCCAGGGGAAUGGAGGUGGGGUCUCCAACUACUACAGACCUACUCACAGAGGCUCCCCAAGGCCAACGAUCCAUGAUCACUUUGACAUCAAUGAGCACCUUCCGUGGAUGAUAGUCCUGCUGCUCUUGCUGGUGCUGGUGGUAAUUGUGGUAUGCAGCGUGAAGCGGAGUUCCCGGGUGUUGAAGAAAGGCCCGAUGCAGGAUCCCAGCAGCAUCAUGGAAAAGUCCAUCCAGAAGAAAUCCUCUGCGCCUCCAACACAAGUCAGAGAAAAGUGGAUCUACUGCUGCAACGGACAGGGUGUGGACAUCCUGAAACUAGUGGCAGCCCAAGUAGGUGCCCAGUGGAUCGACAUCUAUCAGUCACUGGCCAACGCCACGGAGCGCGAGGUGGCCGCCUUCUCUAAUGGCUACUCGUCAGACCAUGAGCGAGCCUAUGCUGCCCUACAGCACUGGACCAUCCGGGACAGCGACGCCAACCUAGCCAAGCUGAUCAACGCCCUCCACCGGCAGCGCCGCAUCGACGUGGUGGAGAAGAUCCGCUGCGUCAUGGAGGACAACCCGCAGUUUGACACAAACCAGCUGAUGACCUCGGUGAAUGUAAGCCAUAGCCUCAGUCCCAUCCACAAGCCGCUGGAGUCUCCGACCAGCGUGGGCAGCAGCGGCAGCGUGGGCAGAGUCAGCAGCACAGGAAUGGAGCAGUCGCCGAUAGACCGCACCAAAGGCUUCUUUCCCGAUGAAUCGGAGCCCCUCCUCCGCUGCGACUCCACCUCCAGCAAAGACUCCGCCCUCAGCAGAAAUGGCUCCUUCAUUACCAAAGAGAAAAAAGACACGGUGCUGCGGCAGGUGCGUCUGGACCCGUGCGACCUGCAGCCCAUCUUUGACGACAUGCUGCACAUCCUGCACCCAGAGGAGCUGCACAUCCUUGAGAAGAUCCCAGCAGCUGAGGACAAGCUAGACCAACUUUUCGAGAUCGCUGGGACCAAGAGUCAAGAGGCCAGCCAGACGCUGCUGGACUCCGUCUACAGCCACCUCCCUGACCUGUUAUAGUAGAGGAACGAGGAGAAGAGCAUCCAGAAAGGAGUCAAAGCAUGCCGAAGCAAGGGGAGAUCCAUCGAAGCCAGUUUGAGUCAUCAUGUCGUUUUCUAACAUGAUCUCAGCUUCGGUUUCCUGUCAAUGAUGAGUCUGUCAAAUCUUAACUACUUUGCACCUGAUGGUCUCGUGUCUGUUCCUUCACAGCAUCCUGUUCUCUACACAUGUAACAAGGUCCAUAUAACAAACAUGAACUGUGAUCUUAAGACUCUAACUAGUAAGAAAAGUUGAUUUAUAAGGAGAUGUAUUGACUCCACACGAAUAGCACUUUAUUUAUCUCGUAGGGCCAAUGCCUUUGUGUUUAAAGGAUAAUACCGGUGUUUUCUUUUUUUUGUUUGUUUGUUUGUUAAUUGUGCCAAUCCUCCAGGCUUCUUGCCUCUAACACGACUAAAAUAACUUAAAAGAAACAACUCAACGGUCAGUGAUUCCUGAUUGCAUGAAAGGAAGCUAAAGAAACACAAUGGUAAAUAAGCUAUAACUCACAAUGACACUGGUAUUAUUCUUUGAUUUUAGGGUUCUUGUAAACCGCAUUCUCAGAUAGUUUUUGUCCCGGCGUGGACUGACCUGUAGGUCAAUGUGCCUCAACUUGAUCCUAUCCAUGUAUCCUCUUUGUUUUAUUUCCUUGCCUGCCUGAAUGUGAGGCAACUUAUAACCACCAGCGAGUAGUAGCGUUAGCUGGCUCCGAAACCAAAUCUAUGAAUCAAAAUAAUCUUUGAGUAAAACAAUCAUUAGAAAUGAUAACAUACGGCUAUGUUUUCAACCAUUUUUCAUGGUUUUCAUUUGAACCGGGGAAGGGUCUGCUUCUCUGAGUUUAAUGGUACAGAAACAAAUUGUAGCGUUGAUAAAGUGUUCUCAUGACAUUUUGGAGCUUCAUGUUGGUUUAGUUUCCAAUCAGAUAAAGUUGAAAAUGUAACUAUGAUGCACCAUUCCUCUCUUCUUCUCUCCUGUUACACCGCUCGCUAACUUUUAGCGUCUUUUAGCAUUCAUAUUUGUUUUGGCCUAACAACUAGUUAGGAUGAACAUUCAUAUUUCAUAAGUAACUUAACAUGUGUCCAGGUGUGUACUUGAUUUUGAAUGAGGAAGACGGUGUAACUUUUUUUCCAGCAUCCUCUAAAAGCUAAUGACAUGAAAAGCUACAUCGAAUGAAAACUCACAAAUGCUGGAGGACAACUUUGCCACAUUUUGGGCAGCAAAACACCAGCUACCCUGGUGCUAGGUGUGAACUCUCACUGGCUGGACGACGACGUUAACCAGGACUGAUCGAUGACAUGAAGGAAUUAAAGUGAAAGCCUGUGGACUGCUAGCGACGCUGUUGAUAAUGAGAACGCCUUAGCUACAAGCUCUUAGUUUUGUAAACGGAUGACGGUGGGAUGUGAAAUGUUCAUGAUUCUGGAGCGGAUGAUUUUAUGGAGUUUCUCACAUGUAGCCAGUAUGUUGACUAUGUAACCUCUUCAGAUCAACAAUUAAAGUUCAACACAUUGUCAUAA
Messenger RNA from Oryzias melastigma (Indian medaka), 3910 nucleotides. It is a transcript of the gene tnfrsf21, whose product is annotated as tumor necrosis factor receptor superfamily, member 21. The record is from RefSeq and is a predicted model, not a curated record. Bases 342 to 2381 code for a protein of 679 amino acids. Gene Ontology annotation, biological process: negative regulation of myelination; humoral immune response; signal transduction. Gene Ontology annotation, molecular function: protein binding. Lineage: Eukaryota; Metazoa; Chordata; Actinopteri; Beloniformes; Adrianichthyidae. The transcript is spliced from 6 exons.